AAGUCCUCAUAACCUUUUGGAUAUCUUCAAAGUCGACAUCAUCAUUUUAGUGUGAACUAUGAUUGUCAAUCGAUAUGUUCUAGUUUGUGUUCUUCUUCUAAUUAUCUUCAAUCAUCUCUGUCAUGGUUGGCGAAGACGACGACGCAGACGUUAUUGGUGGAGAUGUUAUCCUCGGAAUUGUGCUUUUUCUUCAUGGUCUUCGUAUUCUUCUUGCACGGCUACUUGUGGAUCCUCUGGCACAAAAUAUCGAACUCGUUAUAUUACAAGAUAUGCGUCUUGUGGUGGCAGUUGUAACUAUCAAACCUACCAAAGCGUAUCUUGCCCUGGGACUUGUUGUCCUGCACAUUGUUCGUACUCCUGGACGGCUUGGGGCUCAUGUUCAAAAACAUGUCAAUACGGCACGCGAACACGCAAUAUUCGAGUUUGGAGAAAUCCCAGUUGUGGUGGAAGAGCUUGUCCUUCCAGUAGCCAGUCUCAAAAAUGUGGGACUGGAAGAUGUUGCCCUGUUAACUGUGCAGUGGGAAGUUGGGGAUCUUGGGGGUCAUGUAAUGCUACUUGCGAGAAAACUGGUACCCGCAAAAGAAAUCGUCAAGUAUCAAGACAGGCUUCUUGUGGGGGGACAUCUUGUCCAAGUCUUACAGAUACUAAGUCAUGCAGCGGCCCAUGCUGUCCACGUGAUUGUGUCAUGUCAUCCUGGUCUACCUGGAGCAAAUGCUCGUCUGGUGGCUGCGCUGUAAAUAGUGGCACUAGAAAAAGGACUCGAAGGUUAAUGACCAAGGCGUCAUGUGGUGGCACAUGUGGUCUAGCUACAUCAGAUACUCAAAAAUGUACUCCUAUUCCUAUUUCAUGUCAAGUUAGCUCAUGGAGUUUGUGGCAAGCAUGUGUUCCAAGCAAUGGCAGAUGUGGACAAGGGAAUCAACAUCGUUCACGUAACAUUACACAACAAAGUUAUUGUAGUUCACCGUGUCCACAGAUUAAUGAGAGUCGAAGUUGUGUUCAUAGUUGUUGCCCUGUCAAUUGUCAAUUAAGCCAAUGGACGACAUGGUCUUCGUGUUCUUCUACAUGCGGAAAAGGCAAGUCAGAUCGUACUCGUAGUGUGCGCAUUCAACCAAGUUGUGGUGGUCGGAAUUGUAGUAUCUUGAGUGAGAGUAAGGACUGUAUUAAAUACAACGAUAAAGAUUGUGUCAUGGACUUAUGGAGCUCGUGGUCUGCCUGUGAUAAUGGCUGUGGUCACGGAACACAACGCAGAUAUCGUAAGAUAACUCAUCAAAGUGUUUGUCGGGGACAAAAAUGUGGGUCAAUCGAGGAAUCAAGAAAUUGUACUAGCUACAGAAAUAGCCGUGAUUGUGAGGUUGGCGAAUGGUCAUCGUGGAGUAAAUGUGACCAACUGUGUGCCAUUGGGAAUAAAGUUAGAAAUAGAAGGAUCACAUCGAACUUCCAAUGUCAAGGAAGAUCUUGUCCUCAUCUCAAGGUAUAUCUGUGUAUACGCGAAGUUUCUUUUUUCUCAAUUCAUUUCAGUCAUACUGUUUUUGAUUCUAGGAAUCCAUGCAAUGUGGUUUACCUAACAACGGUUGCCAACACAAAUGCAACAAUGGUGUUUGUUCUUGUAGUGCCGGAUAUAAUUUGAUCGGCACCAAGAAUUGUACUGCAAAGGAUUGUGGGAAACUUGAAUUGUCUUAUUGUCCUUCAGGUACGAAUCAUGGAACAACAUGUGAACACCCUGUUGUUUCGUGUCCUAACAACCAGACUAUCUUCUCGACUUUUUGCUCAAUACUCUGCCCAAGCUAUUACGCUCAAAAAGGAGCCAACAGUAUUACAUGUACAGCGGCUGGUACAUGGUCAACAACUGUUGGGACUUACUGUCGAAGGAUCAACGACCCUCC
Xenia sp. Carnegie-2017 is the source of this 1883-nucleotide messenger RNA. Its product is annotated as coadhesin-like. The transcript is spliced from 7 exons. Bases 59 to 1627 code for a protein of 522 amino acids. Lineage: Eukaryota; Metazoa; Cnidaria; Anthozoa; Malacalcyonacea; Xeniidae. The record is from RefSeq and is a predicted model, not a curated record.